AUGGGAGGAUUGGAGAUCGGAGGCGAGCUGAGAGACUACAAGAGCAGUAAAGUGAACAGAGAUGCCCUCUCUCUCAACAAGAUGAGGAAACAUUUCGAGGAGGAACCAAACACAACAAAUCCAGAAACAGUUGAUUCUCCUGCUCAAGGAAAUUUACACAUUCAACCACAGGUUCGUCCAUCCACCAGUGCUUCAAUGGAAAAAGGAAUGAGAAAGUUGAAUCUUCAGGGUGAGUCCAGCAAUUGGCAAUCACCAACUAGAAGACAACGAUGUGAACCUGUGUCAUACUCAGAAGAAACUAUACUGUCUAAAGUGAAAGAAAUCAUGGAUGAUGUCCAAGACAAACUACCACACCAAGACAACAAGCUCCAUCAGUUCCUCAAGAAGAAAAUUAAGGAUUUGGAGAUCGACAAGAGGGAGCUGGUCGGUGUCUUUGGUAAAACCGGGGCUGGAAAGAGCUCUCUGAUAAAUGCUGUCAUUGGAGAGAAGAAUCUCUUGCCUUCUGGGAGUGUCAGUGCAUGUACCUCAUUCAUGAUUAAAGUGGAGGCUAACAUGCAGAAACAAUAUGAGGCAGAAAUUGAGUUCAUCACAAAAGAGGAGUGGAAAGAUGAGUUGUGGUCCUUGUUAAAUUUCCUUGGGGAUGAUGCAGAUCAGGAAGAUGACGAGGAUCAGGACACUGUUGACAAGCUGUCAGCGCUGUAUGGAGAAGAAUGGACAGACAAAUCCCCUGAAAACCUCAUGGAGAACAAGUAUUUCAAAGAAGUUCCAGAAUUUCUCCAAUCCAAGAGAAAGCUUUUGACAUGUAAAUCAGUGAAAGAAACUAUACUGUCUAAAGUGAAAGAAAUCAUGGAUGAUGUCCAAGACAAACUACCACACCAAGACAACAAGCUCCAUCAGUUCCUCAAGAAGAAAAUUAAGGAUUUGGAGAUCGACAAGAGGGAGCUGGUCGGUGUCUUUGGUAAAACCGGGGCUGGAAAGAGCUCUCUGAUAAAUGCUGUCAUUGGAGAGAAGAAUCUCUUGCCUUCUGGGAGUGAGUGGAAAGAUGAGUUGUGGUCCUUGUUAAAUUUCCUUGGGGAUGAUGCAGAUCAGGAAGAUGACGAGGAUCAGGACACUGUUGACAAGCUGUCAGCGCUGUAUGGAGAAGAAUGGACAGACAAAUCCCCUGAAAACCUCAUGGAGAACAAAGUCAAAGUUGCCGUUCACCACACCAUCGUACGCAUUUGCUCACCGAGCGCUCAACCAACGGCAUGUCCCGGCCAACCCCGACCGCCGAGAAUGCUCCUGGGAGCUAGCCGAGUGCCGGCCGAGAGUGCUGCGCUACACUCACGCCGGAGGCUGAACGCCUAUCACGCUUGUAAACAACACAUUAUGAGCCACCUACGGCACGUCGGGAUAGCGUGNUGGCCCCUGGUGAAGUGUGUGACUGUGAGGGUGCCUAACAAUGAUCUUCUCCAGCAUGUCACACUUGUGGAUCUUCCUGGAAAUGGGGACCGUAACAAGAGCAGAGACAAGAUGUGGAAAGGGGUUGUUGGAAGUUGCUCUACUGUGUGGAUUGUGACUGAAAUUAAUCGAGCAGCAGCAGAGCGUGAAGCCUGGGACAUCCUGAAAAGUACCUGUAGCCUCAUUGGAAAUGGUGGCGAGUGUCAGCGCAUCCACUUUAUCUGCACCAAGUCUGAUGUUACUGGAGUUUGUGAUGAUGAUUCAGCAGAUGCUGUUCGUGCUCGCAUACUUCAAGACAACAAGAAAGCCAAGGACACAGUGAACAAAGAGUUCAGAAAACUCAAGGAGGUUAAGAAACAUUUCAGUGAUGAAUGUUUCAAAGUCUUCACAGUGAGCUCACAAGAGUUUCUUCAGCAACAACAUCUAACGCCAGAGGAAACUGAAAUACCCAAACUUCAGGAAUUUCUGCAAGAGCUCAAUGACUGUCACUCAGAGACAUUAAACUAUGUGUCAGGAGCUCAUGGGAUCCUCUCUCUGAUUCAAGGGGCCAGAAGUAGAGCAGGGGCUGACAGAAACACAGAUGUGUGCAGAGAGCUGGAAGAAAAGAUGGAGCAGGAAUUUGAAAAAGUCAGACAGCCCAUGCAGAAGACUUAUGACACCUUUGAAAGAUGCCUCACUGAGGGGGUUGCAAAAUCCAAAAGUUCCUGGGAAAGGCUCUUGAAGUCGGUCCUAAAGCCUAAAAUGAAGGGGAGCGCUUUUCACAGGAUACUGAGGUGUGUAGUUCAGAAUGGCGGCACUCACCAAAGAAAGAAAAAACCCCCAAUAAACCUCAAUAUGAAGUUAACUUCAUGCCUGACUGACAGCAUUGAUGAGGAAUUCAAGAAGACCUUCCCAAAUGAAGCAAAACGUGGACCAUUCAACGGGAUCAUCAACACGUUUUCACUUGAAACAGAGAGGCUGAUGAGAGAGAGGCAAGAGUACAAAGAUGUCGAACUGCAACUGAUAUUUCUCAAGACAGAGGAAGAAAAAAUGAAGACAAAACUCAACAAAACCAUCCAGGAGCAAAAGAAAAUGAUCUACAAGAGUCUGAUGGAGACAAUCGAGGACAACAUGCAAGAAUGCUAUGAAAAAGCAGCAGAAAUUAGAGGAGGAGGCUCGCUGAAAAACAUGAGGAGCACUAUUGAGAACCAUGUACGAGAUUCAAAGGACAUCAUAUUUCAGAGGGCGAAAAACGUUAUGUUGGAGCAGCUGGAAAACUUGAUGGUGCUGAUCCUGAGGGAAGUGGAGAACACAAUGCAGGAAUCAAUCGAGCUGUCACUGAAUACAGAUGGUGACUCAGUCCCAGAUGUUUCAGAUGAGCUCCAGAUGGUGAAGAAGUACUGUGAUGAACUGAAGGAAAACUCAAUUGAAGCACCACCAUAUAUGAGUGCUGAUCCACCUGUCCCAGCAACCCAUUCAUGACGUGUGCAUAGGUUUGCUCAGUGGAGAGAAUCAGCAGAUGCCUGAUCACCCACUGAAGGUCCCUGUGGGCACACUGAUCCCUCAGAGACAUGACACCUCUGGAUUUGAUCUCAACCAUUUUUGUCAAGUUAUCGUAUCCCUGUUCUUUUUGAGUUUUUAAUGUACUUUGAGUUUGCUUGUUGUUGUGUAUUACAUGCAGAGAGACAUUUUUGCUUUCAAGUGAUUAUACAUCAGAGGCAGAUAGAAAAUGUGGGGAGAAGGGUGGAGGGAGCUGGAUUCAAACUAGAGAUGUAAGCCCCGUUUCCACCGAGUAGUAUGGUACAGUUCAGUUUGUACCAUGUCUGAAGGGUUACUUUGGUUCCAAAGAUACUAUAUUGAAAGUGUUUGGUGGAAACGGGGCUAUAGUGGUUUUUAUGGUGCGGGUCUAACCCACCAGUGUACUAUGAUCUCCCAGAGACUUUUUGUUUUUCACAAUUAAACAUGUUUUGCAUAAAUGUGUGUGAUACUGUCCAAUACACCUCAAUAAAGUUCCCUUUUGUGAAUGCCA
This is a messenger RNA of Epinephelus lanceolatus (giant grouper), 3448 nucleotides long. Lineage: Eukaryota; Metazoa; Chordata; Actinopteri; Perciformes; Serranidae. The record is from RefSeq and is a predicted model, not a curated record.